This is a messenger RNA of Oncorhynchus mykiss (rainbow trout), 2851 nucleotides long. The record is from RefSeq and is a predicted model, not a curated record. Lineage: Eukaryota; Metazoa; Chordata; Actinopteri; Salmoniformes; Salmonidae.
AUGUGUCUGAUAAAGGGUCAGGCCUUUCCUGUGUCAGCCUGCACAUAGCUGCAACCAGGACACAACCUCAGUCAGUGACUCCGCAUAAAACUGCCAACUGGGACACCAGCCAACAUGGAACACACUGAGGCAUUCUCUCCAGCCGACAACAUGGAACACACUGAGGCAUUCUCUCCAGCCAACAUGGAACACACUGAGGCAUUCUCUCCAGCCGACAACAUGCACUUUGGGAACCUGGCUUCAAUCGGUGGGGGGGCAGCCUUUUAGGGAGGCAAGCAAUUUAAACCAGUUAGAACCAGUGAGCCAGUUAGAACCAGUGAACCAGUUAGAACCAGUGAACCAGUUAGAACCAGUGAACCAGUUAGAACCAGUGAGACAGUUAGAACCAGUGAACCAGUUAGAACCAGUGAACCAGUUAGAACCAGUGAACCAGUUACAACCAGUGAACCAGUUAGAACCAGUGAGUAAGUCAGAUGAGUUGAACCAGUGAGCAGACAGAGAGAACUAUGUGGUACUAUAGAGACCAGAGAACUACGAUGAACACUGUGUUCUGAGAGAGAAGACGACAGAGGCUUCCACUGUUGGCCCUUCUACAGGGGGCACCAAUGCUGUGGUCAGAAAUUGAGGGACCCACCACCACUACUACCGAGCUUCACCACCACCCCUCUGACCAGCAACACAAGUCCCAUAGGAGGAACCCGAAAGUGAAGCAGGAAGUAAGCGGCAGUGGCAGCAGAAAGCAUGCUGGGAUGUGGGGGCGGGGCCAAGCUGCGCCACAGUUUGACGGUAGCCUCGGGAUUCGUUGAAAACCUGUGUUUCUCGGGGAUAGCGUACGGCUGGGCGUCGCUGGUGUUCAUCCUUAAGAAUGACGGCUACUUCAGUGACCUCUGUGACAUCACUGCCAACGCCACUGACCCCGGUGACAUUAUCACGUUGUCAGGGGAGCGGCCCAGUGAUAACAUCAUACAGUCAGACUGUAGUGGCCAGGAUGAACAGUUCUCUCUGGUCUUCACCGUCGCCUCCUUCUCCAUGAACUUCCUGCGUUUUCCUCUGGGCUUCCUGUUCGACCACUUCGGCACCAUGGCGACCAGGCUCCUGGCCACAUGUCUGUACACCACGGGGACCUUGUUGAUAACUGUCUCCAGUCCAGAGCAGUCAGCGUUGCUGUUUCCUGCCAUCUCGUGCCUGAUCACAUCUGGAAUGUUGUUCUACACCACCAAUGCUCAAGUGGGGAACCUGUUCGACAGCCACCGUUCCACGGUCAUAUCGGUCUACGCCGGGGCCUUCGACUCCUCCGCCGCUGUCUUCCUCAUCAUCAAGUUUUUGUAUGAAAGAGGGGUCUCUUUCCACUCCUCCUUCCUCGUUCUCUCCGUCUGCAGCGUCAUCCACGUCUUCCGGACGUUCUUCCUCAUGCCCAAGACCCACAUCCCCUACCCACUCCCCGACAGAUACGCUUACGGGGUGAGCUGCGGUGGCCGGCGUUGGGGGAGAGGGGGAGAGAGAGGAGAAAAGGACGGAGGAGGAGGAGAGAGAAAAGGAGAUGUGAAUGCCAAAUAUCAGAAGAUUGCUGUGUUACAGAAGGCUGAGAGUGCCCUGCUGCAGUUGCAGGACAAAGCAGGACCUUCCAGACCCGAUCAGCCUGAGAGAGUUACCAGUUUUAGGAGUUGUGUCCUGUCCUGGUUCUUCCUGUGGCACCUGGUCUGGGUGGCUGUCAUGCAGUUCUGUCACUUCCUGUUCAUCGCCACGGUGAACCCCAUGCUCAACCGGCUGGCCAACAGAGACCAGACCCUGGUGAGUCAGUACACCAAUGCCUUUGCCUUCACCCAGCUCUGUGGGGUCCUCUGUGGUCCCUGGAAUGGCCUCAUCAUGGACAGACACAAGGGGAAGCCAUUGGCUCCAGGAGAGACGAAGCAAGAAGCCGACCUGCGCUCCUCUUCUCUCUCCCUCUUCCUCACCUCCCUCCAGUGCCUCCUCUUCUACGUCUGCUUCUCCUCUCCUCUCCUUGCUCUUCAGUACCUCACCUUCAUCCUGCAAGUCCUCAACAGUGCCUUCAUCUAUGGUGGACACCAAGCCUUCCUCACCAUCGCGUUUCCCGGCUGCCAUUUUGGUAAGUUGUCUGGUCUGAUAACAUCUCUGUCAGCUGUGGUUCUGCUGCUCCAGUUCCCUGUUCUACACCUCAUCAGAGAGUUGCUGCAUGGAGACCCUAUUUAUGUGAACGUGGGUCUGACCCUCCUCACCCUCCUCACCUUCAUCCACCCCCUCCACGUCCACCUCCACUGCCGCUCUCUAGCCAGUCAGAGGAGGGCUAGGACCGAACAGGAAGUGACAAACUAAGGGUCAAAGGUCACGUGCAACAGGCUGGUGGGGAUGUGACGACAACCAACAACAGUAGUGGUGCGUCUCAAUAGUCUAAAGUCGCUUCCUCUCCUUGUCUCCUUUCCUUUGAUAACAUUGAUCUGAUAAAAUUGGUGGAAAACACGGUCUGUGUCCCAAAUAGUGCCCUAUCCCCUACAUGAGACAUUACUUUUGAUGGGACCUGGUUAAAAGUAGUGCCCUAUAUUAGGGAAUAGGGUGCAUUGGGGCACAAAGAGGUGCCUCUGUAGGAUGCCUUCCCUUCGCCAUCUUGCUUUCACUUGUCCGAUGUAGGUGAAGGAGAGGAGACGAAGAGAGAAAGCAUCUUUAGACUGUUGGGAUGCAUCCAGGACAAUUGACACUACAUCAUGGACAAUGCCACUGACUUGAACAGUCAGUUCAAGGCAGGGCAAAGGAGGACAGUGACCAAAGUGAAGACCUACUGUAAUGUGCGUGUUAACCUGUCUGAUUGCAAUAAAGAAUACAACUAAACUGUGAA